This is a messenger RNA of Temnothorax curvispinosus, 756 nucleotides long. RefSeq names its product cytochrome P450 6k1-like. The record is from RefSeq and is a predicted model, not a curated record. The transcript is spliced from 3 exons. Gene Ontology annotation, molecular function: iron ion binding; heme binding; monooxygenase activity. Lineage: Eukaryota; Metazoa; Arthropoda; Insecta; Hymenoptera; Formicidae. The annotation marks the transcript as partial.
CAAGCAGCUAGUUUCUUCUUAUUUGGUUUUGAAACCUGUUCAACAACUACGGCCUUCGCGUUGUAUCAACUCGCGGUACAACCUGAGAUUCAAAAAACUCUGCGAAAAGAGCUUCUCAAACCACUCGAGAAAUCUAAUGGAAAAUUACAUUAUGACAUGAUACAAACGUCAUUACCGUAUCUCGAUAUGAUGGUAUCAGAAACUUUGAGAAUGUACCCGCCAUUGGAGUUCCUAAAUCGCAUAGCUAUGAAAAAUUAUAAAGUGCCGGAGUACGAUCUUGUAAUUGAGGAGGAUAUACCGGUUUACAUCUCGAUACUUGGCCUACACUAUGAUUCGGAAUAUUUCCCCAAUCCCGAUAUAUUCGAUCCAGAGCAAUUUAAGAAAAGGAACAAACGUGAGAGACCGUCAGGCGUCUAUUUACCAUUCGGAGGAGGCUCACAUGAGUGUAUAGGUCAACGCUUCGGGCUUUUACAAAUAAAGUUAGCAUUGCUUAUGAUCUUGAGCAAAUACGAAGUGGAAUCGUGCGAGGAAACUUCGGUAAAAAUUGAUCCAAGGGUACUCAUGACAUUGCCGUUAAACAAUGUAUUAUAUCUCAAUGUCCGAAAACUUAACACUAAUGCUAUUUAAAACUUGACGGAAUACUUUUUUAGACGAAGUAUAUACUAUUAUCUUUUUAUGGACUCAAGCAGCGUUUUGAUAAGAAAUCUGUGAUCGAAUGUAAAAAUUAAUAGAAAUAAAUAUGUUGUGCUGGAUGUU